Messenger RNA from Rhagoletis zephyria (snowberry fruit fly), 534 nucleotides. The record is from RefSeq and is a predicted model, not a curated record. NCBI's taxonomy places the organism in Eukaryota, Metazoa, Arthropoda, Insecta, Diptera, Tephritidae.
AUGGUCCGGAAACUGCGCUUUCACGAGCAGAAGCUCCUGAGAAAGGUCAACUUUAUUCAAUGGGAGCCGAACAAUCUGAACGAGCUGCGAAUGAUGAAGAAGUACGGUGUCGACCGCAAUGAAUACGCCAAGUACCACAAAAUGUGCUCGGAAACGCGUAAGGUAGCCGAGAAGCUGUCCACUCUGGAAACGGACGACUCAUUUCGAAAUGAGUGCACGGCUCAGCUGCUGGAGAAGCUCUACUCGAUGGGCAUCAUCAACACGAAACGGCUGAAGCACUGCAAAGAGGUUUCAGUCAGUAGCUUCUGCAGACGGCGGCUGCCCGUCUUCAUGAAGAAGUCCGGCAUGUUCAAUGGACCACUGGAAGUGGCUGUGAAAUACGUCAAACACGGCCACGUCCGCGUCGGUCCUCAUGUGGUCUACGAUCCGGCCUUCCUCGUCACCCGCGACCAGGAGGACUUUAUCGCCUGGACGGACAAGUUCCGAGAGAACAUUGACACGUACAAUGAGAAGCGUGACGACUACAAGGACUAG